UUAAAAUUCAAAUGGCCAAAACCGUAGAAGUCAGUAUUAUUAUUUCUAAAGCAUAAUGCUGACCAUUGACAUUUUUUCCUCUGUCCCCAGAAGCGAUUUCCAGUUCGUUCUGGGGGCUCCUCAGCCUAACCAGGACAAGCCAGCCGAGCUACCUCCGGUUUACCUGAACAGGGGUCAGUUCUACCCCAUCUCCCUUGUGGGGAGCACGGCCAGUCUGUCGUGUGACAAAGUCAAGACGGUGGUCAUGGUGGUGUUUGAGAACGACAAGAGCACGGAGACCCAGCUGAGCUACUGGAGUCAGUGGCACGCGCGGCAACCGACCGCGAAGCAGAGGGUCAUCGACGUCGCCGACCACGAAGGGGUGUUCUGUGGCAUCCAGGUGGAGGAGGUGGCCUUCAACGCACUGUCCUUUGUUUGGAACCCCAGUGAGGAGGGCAAGGUCUUCGUCAGAAUCAACUGCCUGAGCACCGACUUCUCCUCCCAGAAGGGCGUGAAAGGACUUCCGCUGAUCCUCCAGAUCGACACCUACGAUUUCAGCGCCGGCACCAACCGCCUCAUCCACAGAGCCGCCUGCCAGGCCAAAAUAUUCAGCGAUAAGGGAGCCGAGAGGAAGAUGAAGGAUGAGGACAGGAGGAGGAGCCAGAGGAGCAGGGGUAAGACUGUCGUCCUCAACAACACUGGCAGGUCGUCUGGUUCCGUAGGGAGCGGCAGCACCUUCUUGAAGACCCUGGACGACCAUGUCAGCUACCCCGUCCUCUUCAUCCCAAAGACGCACCUCUCCAAUGCCAUGUCACCUCCCACAACAUCCGAGGAGGUGGAAAAGACAUCCCUGAAAAGGCCGUUCCCUGACGGGGCUGGCCAGGGCGGCGGGAGACCGGCACCAAGAAAGCAGGCCAGGAGAGAGGAGCAACAGAGGGUCCUACUGUAUGUCAGAAGAGAGUCUGAAGAGGUAUUUGAGUCUUUGGUGCUUGACAGCCCGACCAUGAAAGGCCUGAAGCAAGUGAUUUCUAAACAGUACGGACUGCAAGAGGACGCCAUUUGGAAAAUUUACAAGAAAUGUAAAAGGGGUAUUUUUGUGAAUGUGGAUGACAACAUCAUCAAACACUACAGUAACCUCUUGCCGUUUCUCAUAGAGAUCACUGAAGUCCUGAGCGGUCAGUUCCUGGUCACUCUCAUUGAGUUGUGAAGACAGAAAGGACAGGGUGUAUUUAGGCCACCUAAUGGCAAGGAGUGACCAAUCACAUUGCCUGCUGAUU
Messenger RNA from Esox lucius (northern pike), 1256 nucleotides. RefSeq names its product grainyhead-like protein 3 homolog. Gene Ontology annotation, molecular function: RNA polymerase II cis-regulatory region sequence-specific DNA binding; DNA-binding transcription activator activity, RNA polymerase II-specific. Gene Ontology annotation, biological process: regulation of transcription by RNA polymerase II. The record is from RefSeq and is a predicted model, not a curated record. The transcript has a single exon. Bases 56 to 1186 code for a protein of 376 amino acids. Gene Ontology annotation, cellular component: nucleus. NCBI's taxonomy places the organism in Eukaryota, Metazoa, Chordata, Actinopteri, Esociformes, Esocidae.